AUUUUUGCUGUAGUUUUGGCCAACUCGAGGGGUAGUUUUGUGUGUUUUGGUUGUGGGAGGAGGAGAAGCCGGGACAAGCCAAUUUUUUUUCCUUCUCCCAUGGCAGUGCAAAAACGGCAGCGGCUUUUGCCGGCUUCUCCAUAUAAGCCAUUUUGGUUUUUGCCGUUUGGCAGGGGCUCGGCAUGAGCCGGUGAAUAAGCCGGAGCUAAAAUCUUGCCAAAUGGCAACUUAGCUUAUGUUUAGAGCUGUUAUGGAUGAUCUAGCUUGGUUAAAAAUUUCUAUAGCCAGUUGAACCUAGCUAAAUUCAGCUAAAGUGAUAAAAAAUCAAAUUGUUCCUCCACCUUCCUCGAGAAAAGUAUUUAAUGCGGGAGUGAUGGAUACAAGAGAUAAAUAUCUUUUUAGCUACCGAGAAUCCAAACCUAAACUUUAGCCAGGUAAAAGAAAGCUCAUCCUGUCAUGCGCCCUCUCGUCGUCCUCCUCUGCUAUUUAUAAACCCCACCCUCUCCCUCGCCGCUCAAACAGCAGAGGCACGGAAGAGUCGGUCAGAGACACAUCCGCCGCACCCAGAACAGAACACAGGCAGAAGCAGGAAGAUGAAGGUGGAGGUGCUGGAGACGACGCUGGUGACGCCGAGCGAGGCCACCCCUCGGCACGCGCUGCGGCUCUCCAACCUCGACCUCGCCGUGCCCAAGACCCACACGCCGCUCGUCUACUACUACCCCAAGCCCCCUGCCGGACCCGACGCCGGCGCCGAGGGCGGAUCCCCCUUCUUCGAGCCGGCACGGCUGCGGGACGCGUUGGCCCGGGCGCUGGUGCCGUUCUACCCGCUGGCGGGGCGCCUGGCGGCCGGCCCGGGGGGCCGGAUCGAGAUCGACUGCACGGGCGAGGGCGCGCUCUUCGCCGUCGCCCGCGCCGACUUCGCCGGCGACGAGGUGUUCCGGGACUUCGAGCCGUCCCCCGAGGCGCGCCGCCUGCUCGUGCCCUUCGCCGAGUCCGGCGAGCCGCCCUGCGUGCUCGCCAUGGUCCAGAUCACCUUCCUCAAGUGCGGCGGCGUGACGGUGGGCACGGGCAUGCACCACGUGACGAUGGACGGCGCCGGCGCGUUCCAAUUCAUCCGUACAUGGACGGCGCUGGCGCGCGGGGAGUCCCCGCCCACGGUGCCGCCGUUCCACGACCGGACCCUGCUCCGGUCGCGCUCCCCGCCGCACGUCCCCUUCGAGCACCCGGUCUACUCCCCGUGCUACCUCAACGGCGCGCCGCGGCCCUUCGUGACGCGCGUCUACGCCGUCCCGCCCAAGCUCCUCGCCGACAUCCGGUCGCAGUGCGCGCCGGGGGCGUCCACCUACUGCGCGGUGACCGCGCACCUGUGGCGCGCCAUGUGCGUCGCCAGGGGCCUCCCCGCCGACGGCGACACGCGGCUCCGGGUGCCCGCCAACAUCCGGCAGCGCCUCCGCCCGCAGCUUCCCGCGGCCUACUUCGGGAACGCGAUCGUGCGGGACCUGGUGACCGUGAAGGUCGGGGAAGUGCUGUCGCAGCCGCUGGGCUUCGUGGCGGAGCGGAUCAAGCGCGCGGUGUCCCGCGUGGACGACGCGUACGUGCGGUCGGUGAUCGACUACCUGGAGGUGGAGUCGGAGAAGGGAAGCCAGGCGGCGCGCGGACAGUUCAUGCCGGAGUCGGACCUGUGGGUGGUCAGCUGGCUGGGCAUGCCCAUCUACGACGCCGACUUCGGGUGGGGGCGCCCGGGGUUCGUGGCGCCGGCGCAGAUGUUCGGCAGCGGCACGGCGUACGUGACGCAGGGGCCCGACAAGGACGACCCCAUCAAGGUGCUCUUCGCGCUCGAGCCCGAGUACCUGCAGACCUUCGAGAAGGCCUUCUACGGGGAGUGACCGCCGCGCCGCGGCGCCGGCCUAGCUGCGGUGGCGAGGCCUACAGAGGAGUAGGAGAGGCAGCCCCCUGUGGUGCCGUGGUGGUGACUUCGAUCGUGUGGAGAUGGAUCGGCACGGAGCCGGUCCGGUAGGUGUGCAUCUGUUGAUGUCUGUAUCAUAAUAUGUUUGGGGAUGCUACUGCAUGCUUACUGUGACGCUGUCUUGGAUGUCUGUAUAAGUGUGAUAAGGUGCUUGGUUCCAGUUUUAUAGUACGCCAAUUCACCAAUCAAUCUGUCCAAGUGUCUGUAUAAUAAAAGGAAAAAAAUGUAUUAAAAUGCUUGGCUGCAAGAGGACUGUAGCUUCGAAUA
Molecule: messenger RNA, 2233 nt
Organism: Setaria italica (foxtail millet)
Lineage: Eukaryota; Viridiplantae; Streptophyta; Magnoliopsida; Poales; Poaceae
Product: putrescine hydroxycinnamoyltransferase 1
Exons: 2
Coding region: 594-1886 (430 amino acids)
Molecular function (GO): acyltransferase activity, transferring groups other than amino-acyl groups
Source: RefSeq, a predicted model, not a curated record